AUGGCCGACUCCACUCCUACAACGCCUAUCUCGCCCCAUGGGCAUGCUCUCAAUCACGAUUCGAUGGUGACCGUUUCGCUGUCCGACAUCCAAUCCAGUUCCGAACACACCCAACCAGAUUGGCGCACACUCGAGAUUCCUCCCACACCGGUGGCGAUGUCCCACCAGUCGGACGCCAACCGAAAUGUCGCCGACUCAUUCGGUCCCAUGCUACGGGACACCGCACAGGCUAGCCAACGCCCCACAGACCCUUCGACCCCGACUUCCGCAGAACCUAGACAUGUGGAGGAAGAUAUGGACCACGAGGUGGACUGGGUGAACCUGGACAAAACAGAGGAACAGGAGCCGCGCGGGGAGGGCUCUGAUGACUCCACUGCGCUACUACUAGCUCGGCUGGAACAGGAGAACAAUGCUUUGGCAACAGACCCCAAAGCUGGCUUAGCAAAAUCCCCGAAAAUUCAGACGCAUCAUCGCCAAUCACGCUCCCAGUCACUGCACCAAAUCAAGCGGUUGAUCCGUGAUCCAGCUCGGGCAGAGCUACGAUACUCGCAACUUCCCCCUCCACCGAUGACCGAGCUGGAAUUUUGGGCGGCACUAGUCGCAGAUUACCCGCAGACCGCCCAGCGCUUACCGACCUUAACCUCGAACAAGAUCCAGGGAGGUGUGCCUCCGCCACUGAGAGGGGUGGUGUGGCCAAGUCUGGCUGGGGCUCGCGAUCCGAGUCUUUUGAACGAGUUCCAACGGCUCUCGGGGGAAAGUAGUCCAUAUGAUGGCCUGAUAGGAAAGGAUAUCGGUCGCAGCUUUCCUAAUGUGGAGAUGUUUCGGGAUCCCAAUGGCGAGGGCCAGCAGAUGUUGGCCCGGGUGUUGAGAUGCUUCAGCCUGUACGAUGCCCAGAUCGGCUACUGCCAAGGCCUUGGAUUCGUGGUUGGCCCAUUGCUCAUGCACAUGUCGGACGCAGAAGCAUUUUGCGUGCUUGUUCGUCUGAUGGAUCACUAUAACCUCCGACAGUGCUACCUCCCAGAUUUGUCAGGUCUUCACCUUCAUGUUUACCAAUUCCAGAACCUUUUGGCUAGACACCGACCAGUCUUGUUCGAGCACCUGGAGUCGCUGAAUGUUGAACCGGUCUAUGUAUCGCAAUGGUUUCUGUCGUUCUUUGCAGUGGCGUGUCCGUUGCCCAUGCUUCUUCGAAUCUAUGAUGUCAUUUUCCUCGAGGGGGCUUGUGAGACCCUGAUGCGCGUUGCUCUUUCUCUGAUGCAGCGAAACGAGAAGAGAAUAUUGGCGUGUGCCGAGUUUGAGGAUGUGAUGCAAUUCCUUCUAUCGCGGAGUGUUUGGGACACAUACGCCUUCAAUGCGGAUGACCUUGUUAAUGAUUUUGUAUCACUAACGUCCCUCGUCACCAAAGAGAGCCUGCAGGCGCUGGAAGCCAGUUACAAUCAAUCACAAGGUGUCCCAACAGGCAUCUCAUUUCCACAGAUGCAGGCUACAGCAUCCGGCUUUCUGGGACGUCUCUGGGCGGGCUCAAACAAUCACAACUCCGUUAAAUCGCUGAACCCUAACACCAGCCAGUCACGCCCACCCAGCACAAUUCGACGUUCCACAUCAAAACAAAGCCUAACAUCAACACUCAACUCGGUCGAAAGCAACUCUGAUGCUAGCACAGCCCCAACUGAAUUAUCCGCUGGUACAAUGCUUGAUGGUCACAAAUCUCGAGUCAAAUCCAACAUGUCCGUCAACCAAAAGGAUCGUGAUCUCCACACCCAGAUUGAAGACCUCUUGAUGGCAUUGGGUGAUCUGCAACAUCAACAUGCGGACCUGAUCCUGGAGUUGCAAAAAGAACGUGAAGAGCGUGAGGAGGACCACGCCAUUGCUAAGGAGAUGCUCAAUCACCUACAGGGGCUCACCGAUGAGCUACGACCCACCGAGCUUGUCUCCAAAGCUCAAGCCCGAUACUCGAACGAACCCAAGCACACAUCAAUCCCUCAGACAAAACAGCAACUCCAGGAUGACAUGAAUCGGUGGAAAAAAAUGCACGAGGUGGAGGCUAGUCGUUGCAUGGACCUCUCUCGACGCAUGGAUGACUAUGAGAAAGAGAACACAAUCCUCAAGGACCAGCUCCGUGAGGCUCGAGGCCGAAUCCAAGAUGGUUACCGGGAUCGACAGCGCCUAGAACGGAAGAAUCAAGAGCUACGCACCAUCAAUACGAAUGCAUCCGAGCCACGAACACCACCGGAGAUUGUCUCUCCAGCCUCUGAUACGAGCGAGAAGGCUUCCCCUCGAGGGCUUCGGGAGUUGAAGCUGGCCCGCAGUAACUCUCAGAAGAGCCCCGUUUACAACAAACGCUCCAGCAGCCUAGGCCUUCAAAAAGUCCUGUCUACUGAAAACAACAAACCUGCCCCUGAAGAAGCGUUACUCUUGGAACUUGUUGCCUCAAAGACCGCAGAAGCUGUGGCUAGGCAGGAACUCGAAGAGGCAAAGUGCAAACUGGAAUCUUUACGCAAGAUGAUCAGUGCUCCUGCCGCCCAUCCCGGUGCAAAGCUCGAGAACCGGCACUCUUUCAUGGGGCGUGCUUCGAACAGGAAUAGCAUCAGCAAAGCCCCGACUGAGCCGAUUAAGACUCCAAGUGCCUCGAACAAUGCUGGCGGUGGCUUCUUCAGUGGAUGGGGCCGACGAGCUGCACCAGGCCACGAAACCCCAUAA
Messenger RNA from Penicillium odoratum, 2697 nucleotides. Its product is annotated as putative GTPase activating protein (Evi5). Lineage: Eukaryota; Fungi; Ascomycota; Eurotiomycetes; Eurotiales; Aspergillaceae. The record is from RefSeq and is a predicted model, not a curated record. The transcript is spliced from 2 exons. Bases 1 to 2697 code for a protein of 898 amino acids.